UAAGGCCCUCUUUAGAGAUACCGAUAGCUAUGGUUACUCUAUAGUCUUUGGUCUCUGUUUAUUUACUGACAACUGAAUCAGUGCCAAAAUUUUUGAGAACGUUUAUAUUACUAUUACGUUUUUUUUUUUCUGCUACAGGUUAGUUCAAUGUUUUCUGAUCGCCGCGUGAAUAAAUUACCUUUAAUCAAAUCGGCUUGUUCAAAGGACGGAAGACAAAGACAUGAUUGUAAUUCACACCAAAUGCACAUGAUGUCGGGAAGUCCCGUUGUGUUGGAACUGUUGGAAGCAAAGGCAUUCGAAUCACAAUUAUUAACUGCAAUUCUGCAGUCUCAGCAAUAAUCAAAAUCCUUCUGAUACAAAUCUAAUCAGAUUAAAAUUAGAUAUUGUUAGUGGGAUCCGCUCACACACAUUAGGUUAACGUCUCUCGAAGAACAAAUCCUUUUCAGUCCAAUAUUAACGAACUAUAAAAAAUAUAUUCUUCUUCGCUAAAUAUAAUGUCGAAAUCGAUCCGAUACGCCAACAGAAUAACAAAGUUUCAAAUAGUCGUUUUAUUGUAUGCGUCCACCGUCACAACCGCUUUACUUUUAUGCACCUAUAUUUAUUCUCCGUAUAUUAUACGGACUCGAGAAAAAACCAAAUAUAUCCUACUAUGGACUGAAGCAAGCUCGUUUCCUUUAAACUUCUUACGACACGGAUUUGAUGCGUUCACGUCCAACGAUUGUCAAUACACGAACUGCUACGUUUCUCAUAAUGUCAGCGAUCUUAAAGCCUUGGCUCAUUUUGAUGCAAUUAUUUUCAACGGAAAGGACCUACCUGCUAUGAAACCUAUAUCAUACCAUUGGCCUCCGUAUAGAUCACCUAGUCAAAAAUACGUUUAUGCCAAUGUUGAGUCACCCCAGAACUAUCCUAUUUGUGACAGUCAUUUCAAUGAUUUCUUUAAUUGGACGUGGACUUAUAGGCUAGAUUCUGAUUUGCGUUGGGGCUACUUCAGAGUUUACGAUUUGGCAGGAAAAGUCGUUGGGCCUAGAAAAGACAUGCAUUGGCAAGAAUUAGAUCCCGUAGACGACCAGACCAAGACUCGUUUUUCUUCGAAGAGUAUCGCGGCAGCCUGGUUCGUUUCUUAUUGUAAAUCUAGGAGUAGGAGAGAAAAAUUCGUUGAAGAUUUAGAACAAGAACUAGAUCGGUAUGGUCUAUCUUUUCACAUCUACGGGCUUUGUGGUAUACGCAAAUGUCCGCGGGGAAAUCCAGCGUGUGGCAAAGUUUUGGAGAAGAAAUACUACUUCUACUUCGCAUUUGAGAACUCGAUAAGUGAAGAAUACGUGACAGAAAAGGUGCUGACGGCUCUGAACCAUUACACGGUGCCUAUUGUGUUCGGGGGUGCCAAUUAUUCCAGGUUCCUGCCUCCGGGCAGUUUCUUGGACGCCCGCGAGUUGGGCGCCAAACGUCUGGCGGCGCGCAUGGCUGCUAUCAUUGAUGACCACAAAACAGGCAACGGCAGCCUGUAUUACGACUUCUUUAGAUGGCGAAACCACUACAAAUUCAAAGCAACACUUGAAACAGAAGAUGUGUGCAGCAUGUGCAAACUCCUAAACGACCCAGCAGCCAUGUUAGAAAACACUGUUUACAGCAAUCUUCCAGAAUGGUGGAUCGGCAAAGGAAUGACGUGUACAAAGCUCUGUUAAAAGCCGCUUACAUACAA
Molecule: messenger RNA, 1699 nt
Organism: Cydia pomonella (codling moth)
Lineage: Eukaryota; Metazoa; Arthropoda; Insecta; Lepidoptera; Tortricidae
Product: alpha-(1,3)-fucosyltransferase C-like
Exons: 3
Coding region: 495-1682 (395 amino acids)
Cellular component (GO): membrane
Molecular function (GO): alpha-(1->3)-fucosyltransferase activity
Source: RefSeq, a predicted model, not a curated record